Cydia fagiglandana is the source of this 453-nucleotide messenger RNA. RefSeq lists its product as uncharacterized. NCBI's taxonomy places the organism in Eukaryota, Metazoa, Arthropoda, Insecta, Lepidoptera, Tortricidae. The coding region runs from base 1 to 453 and encodes 150 amino acids. The transcript is spliced from 3 exons. The record is from RefSeq and is a predicted model, not a curated record.
AUGAACUCUUUAAUUGUGUUAGUCCUACUCAUCGCGUCAACCAACGCAUUUACCAUUCCCAACCCCAAAACCCCAGUCCAAACCCAAGCUGUCAAAGGCCACACGAUCAACAAGCGGUUCCUCCCAGCUCUAAUCUGGAGUAUGAUGAAUGAUGAUGAUGACUACUUUGAUGACUCGUUGCUAUCAAUCAAUGGGAGGAGACGACGACCUUCGAGAAGAACUAUUCAACUCGCCCAAAUGAUGAGGCAGUUGGCAGGUCCGCGAGGAUUGUCGAGAGGAACGUUAGAGACUAUGCAGCGGAACCUUCACAACCUGCAGCUGUUGCAGAGCAUGCAGCAGAUGAUGCAGAUACAAAACCAGCUGGGGCAGAACCCACAAGGGCAAAACUCUCAGGGGCAGAACAGGCAGAGCCAAAACCCGCAGGGGCAAAACUCGCAGGAGCAGAACUCGUAG